AUGGACAAUGUUCUAAAUGAUAGACAUCUUUAUCGAAACUUUUUCAGAAUGCUUCAAAAUUACAUCUAUUAUAAAAUUAUUUGCCAGUGUCUGAAGCACUUUGGCUGGACUUGGGUUGGAAUAGUGGCCUCAUAUGAUGAUACUGGAGAGACAGAAGAACUGGCUUUGAAGAAGUAUAUGGCUUAUUAUGGUAUUUGUGUGGCAUUUACUUUGAAAAUUAGUUAUUCUGCAUUAAGUCAUAAGCUAAAAAACACAAGAAGAAAAAUAAACGCUAUCCAAAAAUCAUCUGCAAAUGUUAUCAUUGUUUAUGGCUCAGCUAAUUACAUAGUUCUCAAGACUUUACUAAUUGGACGUGACCUAUUCAAAGACAAGACAUUUGUUUUUCCUCCUUCCUGGACGUCUAAUGUUUUUCUAACAGAUUAUUCUAUAAACAUUUUUGAAGGAAGCUUGUACAUAGAACUCUAUCCUCUACCGCUUCCUGAUUCUGGAAUUUUUUUUACAUUUAUACGCCCCUCAAAACGGCCAAAUGACAAACUUCUUGAAAAUAUAUGGAGAGUAGAAGUGGGUUGUUUGUCACCAAAUGCCUCUAAGAACAGAUUUUAUGAAACAGUCUAUGGAACCACUCUCAGAAAUUGUACUGGAAAUGAACCUUCAAUAAAUGCUCAGGAUCAUCUGCAUAAGGAAGUUUCUCCACGGGUGCAUUUUGCAGUCUUAGUCAUGUCUUAUGCUUUGCGUGAGAUGCACAAAUAUCUCAAAAGACAUUUAAUUGGUAAUAAAAUAAAACACUAUAACUACAGACAUCAGGUGGACAUAUAA
Molecule: messenger RNA, 816 nt
Organism: Pelobates cultripes (western spadefoot toad)
Lineage: Eukaryota; Metazoa; Chordata; Amphibia; Anura; Pelobatidae
Source: the annotation of a GenBank genome assembly